This is a messenger RNA of Danio rerio (zebrafish), 5706 nucleotides long. Lineage: Eukaryota; Metazoa; Chordata; Actinopteri; Cypriniformes; Danionidae. The record is from RefSeq and is a predicted model, not a curated record.
GAGCUGCUCCAGUCACUCAGUCUGUCGGUGGAUGAAGGUGUUGGACUUUUUUUCUUUCUUUCCUCCUGGUUUUUUUGUUCUCUUCAGGUGCGCACACACAUACGCGCACACACGGGUGCCGAGCGGUGCGCUGCUGCUAACGGGAUGAAGAUGAAGAGUUACCGGAUUAGCGGAGUUUCCUCGCUGCUGAUGGCUUUAUUCCUGCAGAACACAACACUAGCAGCAGCCAAUCCCAUCGAUGUGCUGAAGGUUUUGGACCUAUCAGAGUCCAUGGAGGGUGUGUCUUUGGAGGCGGGGCUCUGCAGCAGUAGGCGGGGUUCAGAGGAGGCCGAUCUGGCUUAUAAGAUUGACAAGAAAAUCCAAGUUAGUGUGCCAACCAGCCAGCUCUUCCCAGACUCUGAGUUCCCGGUGGACUUCUCGGUGCUGCUGACGGUGCGAGCGCGGCGCGGGGCUCAGUGUUUCCUGCUGUCGGUGUAUGACAGCGAGGGCGUUCAGCAGCUGGGUGUGGAGCUGGGUCGAUCACCUGUAUUCCUCUAUGAGGACCAGAGCGGACGACCCAGCCCUGACCUCUACCCCAUCUUCAAGAAGAUCAAUCUGGCGGACGGCAAGUGGCACCGCGUGGCGUACAGUGUGGAGGGUCAGAAGGUCACGCUGUACCUAGACUGUCAGAAGGUGGCGACUCUUGACCUGCCCAGGGGCCCGGAGCCGAAGGUCAGCACUGCAGGAGUGACGGUGUUCGGGACCAGACUGCUGGAUGAGGAGGUGUUCGAGGGUGAGAUCCAGCAGUUGUUAAUCUCUCCAGACCCCGGAGCUGCUGCUGAUUACUGCCACACCCACAUUCCUGACUGUGACUCCGCCCUCACCUACAACAGCCUAUCACUAGACCCUGUGGAGGUCAACAGGCCGCAGAGGAAGCCUGUGGAGGAGGAGUUUGAGGAUGACCUCUACAGUGACCUCUACAGUGACCUGCCCAAUGCAGACCAGAACAGCACUGAGUAUGAGUUGUUGGAGUAUGAGGACUCAGAGAACGGGACGGAGUAUGUGAAGGAGUACACUGAGUAUGAUGAGUAUGUGGAGUACGAGUACCGGCCCGCAGAGAGACAGGACCAGCACUUCAGCAGCCAGUCUCGUGGCCCAGAGAAAGGAGAGAAGGGUGAGCCGGCAGUGCUGGGUGAGGGAACCAUGGUAACGGGACCCCCGGGUCUUCCUGGUGUUGAGGGGCCGCAGGGGGAGCGUGGCCCGACGGGACCCCCAGGACGAAUAGGAGAUCCAGGAGACCCUGGUCCUGAGGGCCGGCAAGGGUUAGCAGGGGCUGAUGGGAUACCGGGUCCUCCAGGAAACCUGCUGAUGCUACCGUUUCAGUCUGGUGGUGAUGCUCGUCUGGGUCCUGUAAUCUCAGCUCAAGAAGCUCAGGCUCAAGCUAUCCUGCAGCACACUAAGCUGUCUCUGAAGGGGCCGCCAGGACCGCUGGGACUAACCGGACGUCCGGGACCACUGGGCUCUCCGGGGCCGCGGGGUCUGAAGGGGGAUCAUGGACUCACAGGACCGCCGGGUCCCCGAGGUGUGCUGGGGGCUCCAGGACAGAACGGGAAACCAGGCAAGAGGGGUCGUGGUGGGAUGGAUGGAGGCAGAGGUGAGCCUGGAGAGACUGGAGUGAAGGGGGACAGAGGCUUUGAUGGUUUACCAGGUCUGCCCGGAAACAAGGGUCACCGGGGAGAUACAGGCAAGAAAGGGCCAGUCGGACCCCCAGGAGCCCCUGGAGAAAAAGGUUCUGAUGGUCAGCCGGGGCCGAGAGGUCAAUCAGGAGAACCUGGUCUGGCGGGGCUGACGGGUCAGAGGGGUCUUCCAGGUCCUCCAGGACAGCAGGGUAUUCGUGGGAUUGAUGGCGUUCAGGGCUCAAAGGGGAACCUGGGGCCGCCUGGAGAACCUGGAGCUCCAGGACAGCAGGGGAACCCAGGAUUCCAGGGAUUUCCUGGACCUCAAGGGCCAGUCGGAGUGCCAGGAGAAAAGGGGCCGCAGGGGAAGAAGGGAAUGAAGGGUCUGCCUGGAGUGGACGGGCCCCCGGGCCAUCCAGGACGAGAGGGGCCGCCAGGGGAAAAGGGUCUACCGGGUGCAGCAGGAGUUCAAGGACCUGUGGGAUAUCCUGGAGCCAGAGGAGUCAAAGGUGCUGAUGGGCUCAGAGGACUGAAGGGCAGUAAAGGAGAGAAGGGUGAAGACGGAUUUCCUGGAGCCAAAGGAGAAAUGGGAGCUAAAGGAGACAAUGGGGACGCGGGGGCCCAGGGCAUGCGUGGUGAGGACGGUCCUGAGGGCCCCAAAGGCCAGAGUGGCCCUCUGGGUGAACCUGGACCCGCAGGCAUCGCCGGAGAAAAGGGGAAGCUGGGGGUCCCGGGUCUGCCUGGUUAUCCAGGACGUCAGGGCCAGAAGGGUGGCGAUGGUUUUCCUGGAGCUGUCGGAGUUCCUGGAGAAAAAGGAAAGAAGGGUCCACCGGGUCCUGCAGGGGCCGCAGGUCAGAGGGGCCCCAAUGGUGCUCGAGGAGCCAGAGGUGCACGAGGACCCACCGGUAAAUCAGGAGACAAGGGGACUUCAGGACACGAUGGCCCUCCGGGGUCCACAGGAGACAGAGGUCCACAAGGGCCUCAGGGACGUGUUGGAGAGAUGGGCCCCAAAGGACCGAAUGGGCCCGCAGGGAAGGACGGGCUGCCGGGUCAUCCAGGCCAGCGGGGGGAGCCGGGUUUCCAAGGCAAGACGGGUCCUCCAGGGCCAACCGGUGUCGUUGGUCCUCAGGGUAAUACAGGAGAAACUGGACCGAUGGGGGAACGAGGACACCCGGGAUCCCCAGGACCUGCUGGAGAGCAAGGUUUACCUGGAGCCGCAGGGAAGGAGGGUUCAAAGGGGGAUCCUGGAGGUCAAGGCACUUCCGGGAAGAACGGUCCCACAGGUCUGAAGGGCUUCCGUGGCAGUCGUGGAGCACCGGGUGCCAUGGGGCCAGUUGGAUUAAAGGGAGGGACGGGGCCAAUCGGGCCCCCAGGACCUGCUGGGCCCACAGGUGAACGAGGACCCCCUGGAUUGGCUGGUGCCAUUGGUCAGCCCGGUCGACCUGGAACCAGCGGAGGGCCCGGACCAAUGGGAGAGAAGGGAGAGCCAGGAGACAAAGGUCUGAUCGGACCUGCAGGACAGGAUGGUGAGCAGGGGCCUGUGGGACUACCAGGAGCAGCCGGCCCUCCAGGACCCCCAGGAGAGGAUGGAGACAAGGGGGAAACUGGAGCUCCAGGACAGAAAGGCAGCAAAGGAGACAAAGGAGAAUCAGGGCCUCCAGGUCCAGUCGGCUCUCAGGGGCCUGAGGGGCAGCCAGGAGCGCCGGGUGUGGAUGGUGAGGUUGGGCCUACAGGACAGCAGGGCAUGUACGGACAGAAAGGAGACGAAGGGGCCCGAGGAUUCAAGGGCUCCAGGGGCCCGGGGGGACUGCAGGGAAUGCCUGGUCCUCCUGGAGAGAAAGGAGAGAGCGGGAACUCUGGUCUGCUGGGUCCUCCUGGUCAGUUUGGUCCUAGAGGAGCUCAGGGGCCCUCUGGUGGACAGGGUCCUCCUGGACGUCCUGGAGUGCGAGGUCAGCCCGGUGGAGUCGGUGAGAAGGGGGAAGAUGGCGAGUCUGGUGAUCCUGGAGCAGUUGGUGUUUCUGGCAGCGCAGGGGAGAAGGGUGAGCAGGGGGAGAAAGGAGACACUGGACCCCCCGGAGCUGCUGGCUCAGCAGGAGCCCGAGGAGCCUCUGGAGAAGACGGAGCGAAGGGCAAUGGGGGCCCCAUUGGUCUUCCUGGAGACAUGGGCGCUCCUGGAGAGCCGGGUGUAAACGGCAUCGACGGGACUGCUGGAUCUAAAGGAGAUGCUGGAGAUCCGGGGAAACCUGGCCCUCCAGGACCAUUCGGGGAACCAGGACCUCCGGGUAGACCAGGGCGGAGGGGUCACUUGGGUCCUCCUGGGAAAGAAGGGCGGCCGGGGCUGAAGGGAGACAAGGGCGCUCCGGGAUACGAGGGCAUUAUAGGGAAGCCGGGGCCGGUGGGUGGGCAGGGGACCUCUGGGAAGCCGGGUCCUCAAGGUCUUCCAGGAAUCCCAGGACCAGCGGGGGAACAAGGCCUGAACGGACCCCCAGGACAAUCCGGACCCCCCGGGCCGAUGGGCCCAGCUGGACUAGCAGGACUGAAGGGAGAUCCGGGAAAGAAAGGAGAGAAGGGUCAUGGCGGUCUGAUCGGCUUGAUUGGGCCUCCAGGUGAGUUUGGAGAGAAAGGUGAUCGAGGACUGCCAGGAAACCAGGGCCCACAAGGGGCCAAAGGAGACGAGGGCCCAGUUGGACCUGCAGGACUCACUGGACCACCGGGACCGCCAGGACUGUCUGGGUCCAUGGGGCAGAAAGGGUCGAAAGGAAACCAGGGCCCCAUUGGAGCCAGAGGAGACCCCGGCCCUGCAGGACCCCCGGGACCCCCGGGCUCUGCAGCGGUGGGCAUGGCAGCUCCUCCAGCUCUGGGUAAGCGGCGCAGGCAUGUGGAGGUGUCUGUGGACGGAGCGGCGCUGGAGGAAGCCGGCUCACAGGUGGAGCAGCAGAUGGAGGAGGUGCAGACGGAGGAGGUGCAGAUGGAGGAGGUGUUUGCGUCUCUGGCCUCCAUGCGCACUGAUGUGGAGGGUUUGAGGACGCCGCUGGGCUCCUUCCACAGCCCCGCGCGCACAUGCAGAGAGCUGCGGCUCUGCCACCCGGAGUACCCCGACGGUGUGUACUGGAUCGACCCUAACCAGGGCUGCCACAGAGACGCCUUUAAAGUGUUCUGCAACUUCACCGCUGACGGAGAGACGUGUCUGCAGCCACACAGCAGCGUGCAGACGGUGAAAAUGGCUUCAUGGAGCAAAGAGAAGCCCGGAACCUGGUUCAGCACGUUCAAGAAGGGCUCACAGUUCUCCUAUGUGGAUGUGGAUGGAAACCCUGUUCAUGUGGUGCAGCUGGGCUUCCUGAAGCUGUUGAGUGCGACGGCGCGUCAGAGCUUCACGUAUGUGUGUCAGAACUCUGCCGGCUGGCUGGACGGAUCCACGCGCAGCUACACACACGCACUGCGCUUCAGGGGCAGCAACGGAGACGAGCUGACGCAGCGCAACACACACUACAUACAGCCCACGCAUGACGGCUGCCAGUGGCGUUCGGGGCAGGAGCGCACUGUUCUCCAGCUGGAUGCCCCGCUGCCGGAUGUUCUGCCGCUGCUGGACGUCUCGGUGUCGGACUUCGGAAGCUUGAAGCAGAAGUUUGGCUUCAGCGUGGGGCAGGUUUGCUUCAGCGGCUAGUAAACACAGACUGACACAGACCAUCUAUUUAUACCGCAGUCCUCAGCCGCUCAUCCGCUAACAGGAAGCUGAGCGCCAAGGCUGAUCAUGUGACAUGUCCGUUUACCCAAUCAGACCUCUCACAGACUCACAUGUAUUGUGCUGUUGUUUUAAAGAUGUAUUUUUGUAUGUGUGUGUGUGUGUGUGUGUGUGUGUGUGUGUGUGUGUGUGUAUAUCUUGGUGCUACACGAGGCUGUAUUUUAACUUGUUUACAUGAUGUAUUGAGCUCUGUGUGAAGCAGUGCAUUCUGGGAAGAGGCGUCAGUAAGGGUGUAUAGUAUGGAGAUUCCCGAGUGUCUUGUUGAUAAAUAUUGUCUGAAAGGAAAUUUUUAAAUAAACUAUUAUUAAA